AUGGACAGGAGUCUGUUUGAAGGACCAAGGUUAAGUCUGGACGGGUUAAUAAACAAUGAGGGUGCUCAGGCUCUUCUCUAUUUUCUGAAGGAGAGAGAGAACCGGCCAGAGGAAUCUGGUAGGACCUUCCUGGAAGUCUUCUCUGACCGCUUGAAGAGAGAAGACCCUCCGAUCUCCAUUGACUUGACAUUUCACAUUCUCCGACAGAUGAUCGAGAUUGCAAAGAACCAGAACCAGAAGCAGCAGGCCGAGCAGAACCGCAUCAUUUUCGAUUCAGUAGGGAAGUGA
This is a messenger RNA of Staurois parvus, 288 nucleotides long. The record is from the annotation of a GenBank genome assembly. NCBI's taxonomy places the organism in Eukaryota, Metazoa, Chordata, Amphibia, Anura, Ranidae.